CACCAACCUGACACGGGUAAGCGCUGGCGGAGGGACAACACAUGUGCUCACCAGGAACUUCAACUCCAUUCCUGCAACUGGGGCUGCAAGGUCAAAGCAGGAUCUGAGUCAGGGCAGAUGAAACAGGACAAAUAAUAACUGGAGACUUGAGUGUCUCUCUGCAUUGAGUUGUGUGGGACUCUUCUUUGACAACAUAUCAUCAGGAAUAUGUGGCUCUUUAUUGUUACUGGUCUCCUGGUCCAUUCUGUUUUCCUGAUCUCCAUUUUUGACAUAUACUUCACCUCUCCUUUGGUCCAUGGCAUGACUCCUCAUCAAACUCUGCUGCCACCACCUGCACAGCGCUUAGUACUUUUUGUCGCGGACGGUCUGCGUGCAGAUUCACUUUAUGAACUGGAUAAGAACAGCACUUCUAAUGCUCCUUAUCUUAGGAAUAUCAUACAAUCCAAAGGCAGCUGGGGUGUAUCCCAUACUCGUGUCCCAACAGAAUCUAGACCUGGGCAUGUAGCGCUCAUAGCUGGAUUUUAUGAAGAUGUCAGUGCUGUUGCUAGAGGAUGGAAAGAAAACCCAGUGGAAUUUGAUUCCAUUUUCAAUGAAAGUAAAUACACGUGGAGCUGGGGAAGUCCAGAUAUUCUGCCUAUGUUUGCUAAAGGUGCUACUGGGGAUCACGUUUACACCAAUUGUUACAAAGCUGAAAGGGAAGAUUUUGGAGCAGAAGAUGCCACUUUGCUAGACACUUGGGUUUUUGAUCAUGUUAAGGAUUUCUUCAGUUCUGCGAGAAACAAUGAAACAUUGUUUUCUAAACUGCAUGAGCCGAAGAUAGUUUUCUUCCUGCACUUAUUAGGAAUAGACACCAACGGCCAUGCUCACCGGCCUCAUUCAAGAGAAUACAGGAAUAACAUCAGGACAGUUGAUGAAGGUGUAAAGCAAAUGGUUUCAGUGAUCGAGGAUUUUUAUGGGAAUGACGGCAACACAGCUUUUAUCUUGACUUCUGACCAUGGAAUGACAGAUUGGGGUACUCAUGGGGCCGGUCAUCCAUCAGAGACUUUAACGCCACUAGUUGCUUGGGGAGCAGGGAUCAAUUAUCCACAGAGAGUCACCUCGCAACGAUUUGGAGAUGAAUUUUUAAAAGAGUGGAAAUUGGAGACCUUGAAGCGGCAAGAUGUCAACCAGGCUGAUAUAGCACCACUGAUGGCUUCCCUUAUUGGAGUCUCUUUCCCCCUCAACUCCGUGGGAAUUCUGCCUCUGGAGUACCUGAAUAAUACUGCUCAUUUUAAAGCAGAGAGUAUGUUUACAAAUGCCGCUCAGAUUCUUGAACAAUUCAAGGUCAAGAUGGCUCAGAAGAAGAAUACCACGUUAUCGUUCCUGUUUUCACCAUUCAAGUCUCUCUCUGAUUCAAAGCAGAUCGACAUUCUCAGAAAAGCAAGGACUUUUAUUCAGCACGAGAAAUACGAGGAAGCAGCAUUGCUUUGCAGCAAGCUGAUUAGCCUUGCUUUGGAAGGGCUUUCGUAUUAUCACACAUAUGACAGGCUUUUCCUAGGCAUAAGUGUCGCCAUGGGUUUUGUGGGCUGGACGUUGUACGUGAUUCUGAUCAUUAUAAAGACACAUACAAGUCUGACCAAAAACAUCUCAAGGACUAAGACAGAUGGCAGUUUUUUCCAAUGUACGUUUGUCGCUGUAGGAGCAUCGAUAGCCAUUUUUCUACUCAUUCAAAGUUUGCCUUGGACCUACUACAUCUAUUGCCUAUUACCAGUCCCAAUAUGGUAUGCAGUUUUGAAAGAAUACCCUGUUAUUCAAGGACUGAUCACAUCUCUUUUAAACUUUCAACGAACUGAAUUUGUUGGAUUUUUAGUAUUUUGCACCUUGGGAAUCGAAAUAUUAGUUUUCUCCUUUUUCUAUCGCUCUGCUCUCAGUUUUGGCCUGGUUGCCUUUUCUGCAUGGCCCUUGGUCACUCAGCUGUGGACCCAAGCAAAGACAACUGUGCUGAGCUGGAUUCUUUCAUGUCUGCUUCUGGCAGUCUUCCCCUUGUUGCCUGUGGUCGGAAGAGAGCCAAAUAUCUCUCUAGUAACAGCAGCGGGCUUGCUGGUUCUGUUGAUGGCUUCAUCCUACGUGGUGGCAAGUCUAUGGAGAAGCAACAAGACAUACUUGCAUCAUGAGGAUCUCAAAAUAUAUCUCUUUCAGUUGGUGAGUCUGGCACUAUCAACAUAUGUUGUGAACAGUACACACAGCAGUCUUCACAGCAAACAAGGAGUGCCUGUAAUAAAUCAAGUUAUUAGCUGGACAACAUUAGCUUUAUCCUUGAUAGUGCCACUACUCAGCUCUACAUUUCUUUUCCUGCGGCUGAUGAGCAUAUUGCUUUCUUUGAUGUCAACAUACCUUCUGCUUAGCACAGGAUAUGAAGCCCUGUUCCCUUUGGCAUUGGCUUUGUUGAUGUUUGUGUGGAUAAAUCUGGAACAAGAAGCAGUACAACGUUAUGGAGUUUCACUUAAGCCAAAGCUUGCUGCUCUCAGCUUUUCGUACGCUACUGAUAUAGCGCAGUUUCGACAACUCCAUGUGGAUGACAUCCGGCGAUCUUUUUUCUUCGUUUUCUUCAUAGUGACAGCCUUUUUCGGUACUGGAAACAUAGCUUCUGUUAACAGCUUUGAUCCAACUUCGGUCUAUUGCUUCUUGACGGUGUUCAGCCCUUUCCUGAUGGGAGCUUUGCUCUUGUUGAAGAUUGCAAUCCCCUUUGUUCUUGUGUCAUGUGCUUUUGAAGCUGUUCAAGUCACAACCCAGCUAUCAUCUAAAAGGCUUUUCCUCAUUGUUCUUGUGAUUUCAGACAUUAUGGCUUUGCACUUCUUCUUUCUGGUUAAAGAUUACGGAAGCUGGCUGGAUAUUGGAACAAGCAUCAGCCAUUACGUCCUUGUGAUGUCCUUCACUAUUUUCCUGAUGCUCUUAAGUGGAGCGGCCCAGCUGCUCACUACGAAAAAACUAGCACUUUGGGAAGAAUCUAAGCACCAUCCGCUAUGACAAAUGACUGAGAUGCCCGUGUUGUUGGAACUUUCACUCUUCCUGAGGGACAAAACUAUGAGAUUGGCUGCUAAAAAUUCCUGAAGAACUUGAUGGCACAAACAACGGCUAGAUCCCCUUUCUCUUUGGAAUUGAACCUUGCCCCCACCCUCUUUCUCUCGCUCUCGCUCUUUUUUAAAGGAAGGGGAGAGGAAAAGAUCUAUAGGCCUCCUGCCGGAAAAUGAAUAACGAUGUGUCCUGUUUCCAUGUUAAGGAUGAGUACUGAGGUUGAUUUCUCAGUUGGGAUUCAAAUGGGUGACAGGGAAGGAAAUUAGCUCUUGCUUGGAAGGCAGAGCAAAACAGUUCCAGGCCUGCUGGCCACAGGGCAGGUGUGCGUCUCGUCCAUUGUCUCUUCAAAUCAGUGCCUAUUUUUGGACCAAAUAAUGGACUGCAGUGCCAAGAAUUUAGCAUGCUCUGAGAUUUAUUGCAGGCUAUUUUUCACAUCUUGAGGUUAAGAUCAAGUUUAGAGACUUGCAUAUGAUGGGAUGAGACUAAAGCUUGAGUUCUUCUAUUUUUUUUUAAGUAUGUGUCUGUGUAAAGAACACUGGAAAAUGCCUUCUACUGAGUCAGACCUUUAUCAAGCUCAGUAUUGUUGGCACUGACUGGCAACAGCUCUCUAGACUUUCAGUCAGGGGUCUUUCUUAUUCUUACCAGGAGAUGCCAUGGAUUGAAACUGGGACGUCCUGCAUGCAAAGCACCCACUGAGCUAUUUGAAAAGAAAAAUAUUAACUUUUUCCUGCUGCUAGAUAUUCCCCCAUACACUUGAAGGACCCAAUUUUCUCUUCAAACUGAAGCAUCAAAAGAUUCCUGCAAAGACCUUGUUUGUCACAGUUAGGCUGAAGGAUAGUGACUUGCCCAAGCUCUCCCUUGCAGCCCUUGCAGAGACUGAAAUCCACCUUUCCCCACCCAAACUCUUAUCCAUGACACAGACACAAAAUGCUCCAUCGAAGGAAAUUGGCAAAUUGUAAAGCUACAGAGAAUGAAAAGUAUGUAGGAUAAGAGAGUCCUAUUUUACAUGCUUGUUGCACCCAUGAGGUCAAAGGUAUGCUGGAAUUCACAGAACUGGUAGUCUGGGAAAUGGCAUAAGGGUCCAUCCAGUCCAGCAUUAUCUUCACACAGUGGGCAACCAGCUGCCUGUGAGAAGCCCACAAGCAUGGUAUGAGUGUAACGGCACGCUCCCACUUGUGUCCAUUAGCAACUGGUGUAUGUAGACAUUCUGCCUCUGAUAGUGGAGGUAGCAUAAAGACUAGUCGCCAUUGAUGACCUCAUCCUCUAUGGGUUUGUCUAAUUCCCUCUUAAAGCCAUCCAGAUUGGUGGCCCUCAUUAUAUCUUAUGGUAGCAAAUUCUAUAGCUUUAACUAUGCACUUUGUGAAGAAGUGCUACUUUUUAUCUGCCCUGAAUCUCCCACCAAUAAGCUCCAUAGGAUGACCAUGAAGACCCAAUGUCUUCAUAGGUGGCUACCUAGUCAACGCUUGCAAUCCUCUGUUCCACAAAACAUCAGUUAGACAAAAGUUUAUAUCUUGACAUUGUUGAAAUCCAAAAUUCCUGCUCUUAAUUUGCUUAUCUUUUAAUGUAGGUCUAGUGGACUUUUAACAGUACAAUCCCAUGUGUCUCCCCAGUGAAUUCAAUGGGGCUUAGUCCCAAGUAAGCAUCUGUAUCUGGUCAUCUUGCUUCCUGUGCCUGCACCUGUUGGUUUGUUCUGAGAUAACCAAGUUGUGGGCAUGGAUUGAUUUCAGUCAUCUCCUGACUUAAACACAUAAUACAAAUGUCUCAAAUGGAUAUUUCACCUAUGGUACACUGUAGUGGGAAGCAAAUUUAGCUCUUUGGCAGUUCUUGUGUUGAAACCUUCAUGCAUUGGUGACUCUGAGAACCAUCAUUCUUCUGUUGCUUGGGGACUGGCUUGUGUGACCCCUAGAUCUGUGCAGUUCUUAGGCUAUGGUUUAGUCAUAGCCUACCAAUAAACUCCAUUGUCUUGUUACUCUUCGUUACAUGCUAUAAGACAGCCUUCCCCAGCUUGGUUCGCUCCAGAUCUUUUGGACUACAACUCCCAUCAUCUCUGACUAUUGGCCAUGCAGGCUGGGGCUGAUGUUGUAGUUUAAAACAUCUGGAGGGCACCAGGUUGGGGAAGGCUGCUGUAAGACAUUUAUUAAACAGCCUGCCAUUGAUGAAUGGUGCAAAUUUUGCAACAUGAGAUGAAACAAUAAACAAGUUGGUGCCAUUUCAACAUACCUACCUCAAAUAAUUUAAUUCUUUAAAAGAAAUAAAAUUUACAGAUAUUGAACUUCUAAUAUCAGUUACAGUAGUAGUCUUAAAUAAU
This is a messenger RNA of Elgaria multicarinata webbii, 5362 nucleotides long. RefSeq names its product phosphatidylinositol glycan anchor biosynthesis class N (gene PIGN). The transcript has 31 exons. Lineage: Eukaryota; Metazoa; Chordata; Lepidosauria; Squamata; Anguidae. Gene Ontology annotation, molecular function: mannose-ethanolamine phosphotransferase activity. Bases 208 to 3006 code for a protein of 932 amino acids. Gene Ontology annotation, biological process: GPI anchor biosynthetic process. Gene Ontology annotation, cellular component: endoplasmic reticulum membrane. The record is from RefSeq and is a predicted model, not a curated record.